Messenger RNA from Alternaria triticimaculans, 2010 nucleotides. RefSeq lists its product as uncharacterized. NCBI's taxonomy places the organism in Eukaryota, Fungi, Ascomycota, Dothideomycetes, Pleosporales, Pleosporaceae. Gene Ontology annotation, biological process: transmembrane transport. The record is from RefSeq and is a predicted model, not a curated record. Bases 1 to 2010 code for a protein of 669 amino acids. The transcript is spliced from 2 exons. Gene Ontology annotation, molecular function: transmembrane transporter activity.
AUGGAGCCCUCGACCACCAACCCGUCGGAGCACACGCACGUCGACUCGCACGAGAUGCAGCAGAUGCCGCCCACGUACCCCUCGCCCUCGAUGCAGCCCGAGCAAGCAACCGGCAAGACGCGGGUCAGGUUCAACAGCUCGGCCAACGUCGAAGUCCCUGCGCCCCUAGAACACGUCCAGAGCUACACCCGCAUCAGCGAAUCCGGGUCGAAUGAAAUCACCACCAACGAACACACCACCGACGCCGAAGAGCUCUGGAAUGCAUACCACACCGGCCAGCAAAGCCACAACGCGCCGCCGGUGAGCGAAGUGGAUCCCGAGGGCGCCUACACUGUCACCGGCAACACCAACGGCGGCAUCUUCUACCAGCUCCUGCAAGCCUACAAGCAACCGGUGCGCGGUUAUACCGAUACAUCCUCCGAAGCCAGCGAGACAUCACCCACACAGAGGUCGCGACCUGGCUCUUCUUCAGGACCCAGCACCCCAUCCAAGAAGAAAUGGUACAACGCAAACAAGCCAAUGCAGUCAACAGAGACGCUGGCGACUCUCGUUGGCGCUUCAGCCAAGCUGGCAAACCCCAAGGAUGACAAGAAAGAUGCCGCUAUGCGCCCGCGCCAUCACAAGCGCAGCAGCAGUGGAGGAAUCAUUGCCAAGGUGUUGAAGCCAAAGGAAGACCAGGAUGCCAAGAUCAAGAUACACGUUGCAAACAUCCUCAAGCGACAGCAGUACAUCAUCCGCAUGUGCCGCGCUCUCAUGCUCUUUGGCGCACCCACACAUCGCCUCGAAGAGUACCUUGCGACAACGGCCAAGGUCCUUGAGAUCAACUCCCAAUUCCUCUACAUCCCCGGGUGUAUGAUCAUCUCCUUCGAUGACAGCAUGACCCACACCGCUGAAGUCAAGAUCGUUCGCACCGAUCAAGGCGUCAACCUCGGCAAGCUGAAGGACACUCACGACAUCUACAAGGAGGUUUUGCACGACGUCAUCAGCUUGGACGAGGCUCUUGCCCGCUUGGACGAGGUCAUCAACGCAAAGGAUCGCCAUCCACGUUGGCUGACUGUCCUCAUGUACGGUCUUGCUAGUGCGGCAGUCUCUUGCUUCUUCAAGGCCCGCCCCAUCGACAUGCCCGUCAUCUUCGUACUCGGCAUUGUCCUCGGGCUGCUCCAGCUUGUCAUCGCUCCGCUGUCCAAGACAUACAGCACUGUCUUCGAAAUCACUGCGACUAUCCUCAUGAGCUUCCUUGCGCGGGCGUUUGGUAGCAUCAACAACGGGAACCUCUUCUGUUUCUCGGCCAUUGCACAGAGCGCCAUCGCUCUAAUCCUUCCCGGAUGGUUGGUGCUCAGCUCAGCCCUGGAGCUCCAGUCUCGUGCUAUCGUACCGGGAUCUAUCCGCCUUGUCUUCGCCAUCAUCUACUCGCUCUUUCUCGGAUACGGCAUCACUGUCGGCACAGCUAUAUACGGUGCGAUAGACUCCAACGCCACCAAUUCGACCCAGUGCCAGGAUCCAAUGAACCCAUACUGGAACUUCCUCAUGGUCCCACUCUACGUCUUCUUCACGACCUUCACGGUACAGGCCAAGUACAAGCAGAUGCCGGCUAUGAUAACCAUCGCGUUUGCUGGCUACAUUGUCAACUUCUACGCUGGCCUGAAGUUUUCCUCAUCUGCCCCCAUCGCCUAUACAUUUGGCGCCUUCACUAUUGGCGUGUUGGCAAACUUGUACAGCCGAUUACGUCAUGGAGUUGCAGCUGCCGUCCUCCUACCUGCAGUAUACGUCCAAGUUCCGGGCUCUCUUGCGUCAAGUGGCAGUAUCAACUCUGCCCUACGAACAGCAUCAGCUCUGAUCAAGGGCGCAGAGACAUCGACCGACACCACCACCGACAGCCUCAAUGCCAUCGUCUUCAAUGUCGCUGCGUCCAUGAUCCAGAUUGCUAUCGGCAUCACUGUCGGGCUGUUCAUGGCUGCCCUUCUGGUCUACCCCAUGGGCAAACGACGCAGCGGUCUUUGGACACUCUAA